AGUAGUAAAUUUCUUAAAAUAGACAUCGACCGGAGGAAAACUUUGCACUAUUUCCUAUACUAGGGAUACUAGUGUAGUACACUACAACGCAAUGUAAUUUAAAGCAACGUCUAGAUCUAGAUUAGAUUCUAGAUCUAAUUUCUUGUUGAAUUUGAACAUGACGCGAACAUCAAUCAUCUAGAUUCUAUAUAAACGGAAUGUCUGGUCAUUUGUCAAGAGGGAGGAGGAAGUAUAAAUUAGUAAUCUUAGGAGACGGAGGCGUGGGAAAAAGUGCCCUUGUCAUACAGUUUGUGUGCCACAGGUUUUUAGAGUAUCAUGAUCCAACAAUUGAAGAUUCAUUUGAACAGCAAUGUCGUAUAGAUGAUGAGCCUGCACAUCUUGACAUACUGGACACAGCUGGACAGACUGAGUUUACUGCAAUGCGUGAACAAUACAUGAGAAAUGGAGAAGGUUUCAUCUUGUGUUUCUCAAUAACAGACAGACGCAGCUUUGAAGAACUUAUUACAUAUCGCAAUCUUAUAAAUAGGGUGCGAGCUGGCGAAGAAAUACCAAUUAUAAUUGCUGGCAACAAAUGUGAUUUAGAACAUAAAAGAAAGGUUAAAUCAGAAGAAGCCAUGGCUCUGGCCCAACAAUUGGGUUGCCAGUAUUACGAAACUUCUGCUUACCUCAGAAAAUGUAUAGAUGAUGUUUUCCAUGGUAUUGUACGAGCUAUACGAGAUAAGGAAAAAGAAAAGUUACAGCAAGGAGUGAAUGCUAAAACAAAGCCUAGUAAAAUAAAGAGACUGCUUACAUCACUUCAGCCAAGUCAUCUAUUUAAAAAAGGGUCAACUUCCAAUCUUAGCAAAGAAUAAUUAUUUUCAGUUCUAUAUUUUUCUGUUUACCUGUAAGAAAAACAUCAUCAUUGUUAACAUUACUAUUGAAAUACAUUUUGAAGAGUUAUCCUUAAUGUAGAUAUAUUAGAGUCAUACAUUUCAACCAGUUUUAAUAGCACUUUGUAUCUGUUAUGUUUAUACACAUCUUUAUGUUAUUGACAUACAAAGAUAGUUCUAUGUGGUUUAAAAAAUGACAUAACAUAAGGACUAAUUCAGAUGUACUAUAGAUACAAAAAGAAAAUGACCCACAUAAAAUCAUUUCCAAAUCUCAAGAUAGAAAAAAAUUGUUCCAUUAUUAUUUUUGUUCAAACUGCUAAUCUAGUUUGAAUAACAAUCUGAAUAAUUUGCUAAUUGAGUGUUGACAACUCUAUGUUUGUGAUAUUUUUAUAGUUAUAAUUAUUAAAUAAUCAAUAAAUAAUUGAUAUAUAUACACAGACAUAUUUAAAAAGACUAUAUCUUCUAUUUCUUAUAUAAAUUUCAUGAAUUUAUUUAAAUGAAGGGCUAUAGACAUUUCUCUUCUGGUAACAUAUUUUCAGAGUAUAUUUAUUGUACGGUACAAAUGAAAUCUGUAUUACUGUGUUAUUUGUAUCAAUAUGUACAAAAGAAUGUUUCUUAAAAUAUUUAUUAUUGAGUAUGUGACUGUGUGGAGAAACAGUUUGUCUAACUGAAGUCAGCUGUGUGGAUGCUGAGUUCUGAGAGAUAUGAAUUUAUAUGUUUGGGUGAUUCUUUUUUGCACAAUCAGCAUUUUGUUCCUUAACUAAAUUGUAUGUGUAUUGCUAUCGGUUGUCUACAUGAAAAAAAAAAUGUAUUACAAUGUUUGUAAAAAAGUAUAACUGUACAACAUAUCAUGACAUCUAUCCUGUACCUAGAUAAACAUAUACAUUUUAUAUUGGGUUGUUUGUUUAUUUUUGGUUAAGGGGGGGGGGGGGUUACAUUAUUAAAUAUUAUUUUCAUAUCAGUACAGAUUUCUUUUUUUUUUUUUUUUGCAUCAUAACAAAAUAAGUAUUUCCCAUUUAAAAAUCAUAUAUAUUUUCAUGUUUUUUUUUUUAUUCUUGGCUUUAAAUCAAUUUUUUUUUUUAAUUAAUCAAGAAAUUGUAACAUUGAUCUGUAUCUCAUAUUUUUGAAUUUCAUUUUUUUAAAUAUAUUUUUAGUGUUUUUUUUUAUGUAGUUAAUGUAUCCAUCUCCCAUUUCAUGAUCUUGUCUCGAUGUGUUAUGCACUUUGUUCUAGCAACCAGACUAGUCAUAAGAAACAUGUUUUAUAAUGCUAUUUCUUUUCUAGAAUGCAAGUUUUAUGUUUUCUUCUUAGAUCAUUGUCUUGACAUGAAUAUAACCAAUAGUCUUCCAUGAGCCAAUAAACAGAAAUUGUGUGAUAUUUUGAAGAAUAUAAAGAAAAAAAAUUUGAUUUCAAAAAUCAUAUAUUUCAUUAGAUAAGAUUUGGACUACCACAAAGAUAAAAAAAAAAAACAUGUUACCUAAUUCCAUAAGUAAUGUGGAAAGUAUUUAGGUAUUUGUUUUAGGUUUGGAUAUAGUUUAAAUAAAAUCUUUUACAUGUGUGUGUUUAACAGACUUGAUAAAACUGACAUGCUGGUUAUAGUAUGUUAACUUUUAAAAUCUUUGAUAUACUUUUGUAAAUUUAGGUUCUUUUUUUUCUUGAAGUAGUAAAAAUUAGAGAAGGAAUGAACUGUAGGUAUUUAACUAGUAAAUAUUUAACUGUCUGCUUGAGGCUUUGAUUCAUUUUAUCAAUUCUCAUCAUCAUUCUUUUCCUGAAGUAAUUUGCCAAAUAAGACUUUGAUUUAAACAAAAAAAUUUUUUUCUAAAUUAUUAGAUUGAAAUUCAUAUUUAAAAAGUCUGGACUAAAAAAAUGCUAGUAAAGAAAAAACAUUGGCUAAAAAAAUAUGUGACAUCAAUAAAUAUUUCUUUUUAGCUGUUUUUUUUUACCCUCUUAAGUUUUAAGUAAUAAUAAAUCUGUUUUAAAAACAACAACAUUGUAUUAGCUCUAUGAUUAUCUUUAAACCUUACACUGUCCAAUGAUGUACACAUUUUUUCAAAAUGAAUGUAUUUGUUAGAACUGUCUAUUAUUAAUUUGACUUCAAAUAAAUGUUGUGAUGAUUUUGUCUAUUUAAAUGUUGAUUGGUAUAUUGCCAUCAGGUUUUUUUUUUCACUGUGGCUGCUGUUGAUAUUUGCUGUGAUUGUUAUCAUUGAUAUUUCAAUCAAACAGGAUGCACUGUUUAAUAAAUCUUCUUUAGUGCCUAAAAAAAUACUGAUUGGUACGGUACUUAUUGAAUAACUUUUCAAAGUAAGUAUUUCUGCUUGUUUACUGGCUACAUUAGUUGUCAGAACUAAGGUUAGGAUUAGUACAACUCUUAAUUUUUGUGAGCUGUGAUAUUGUCAAGCAUUCAAAAGCUUUAAGGUAGUGUAGCAGCGAAUCCUUUUUUUUUUUUUUGAGUAGAGCUAUACUCUGAAAAUAAAUGAAAACCAAUUGAAAAGGCUUGAGAUGUAGUUCAUUAGCAGUUCAUAUGCAGUAUUUAUAUGUAUAUGUACAUUUUUACUUUAACAAAUUAAAUGUCAGUCAUUAAAAUUUUUGAUAAAGAUAUUUAUAGAAACUAAUAAAAAUAAACAUCUAACUUUUGAAGGAUAUGGCUAAUAAUUUGACUUUUUUUUUUUUUUUUUUGAACAAUCAUGUAAGAUAAUUUCAUCAUACACAAUGAAUGUAAUCCUCAGAUUUCAUGAUGGAUCCUUGCCUGUUAAUAAUUCUAAGUAAUUAUAUGUUUUAUUGGCCAGCUUAAUAAGAUUAUUGUUGUGUUUGUCACAGAAGAUUACACCCCAAAUAGAUCUACAUGUUUUCAUUUACAAUGAGGAAGAAUGUCAAAUUAAUUUAGUUCAUGAAUUGACUUGCCUAUAAAAUAAAUGAUCAAAGCUU
Messenger RNA from Biomphalaria glabrata, 3792 nucleotides. RefSeq names its product GTP-binding protein Rit2-like. Gene Ontology annotation, cellular component: plasma membrane. The record is from RefSeq and is a predicted model, not a curated record. NCBI's taxonomy places the organism in Eukaryota, Metazoa, Mollusca, Gastropoda, Planorbidae. The transcript has 5 exons. Gene Ontology annotation, biological process: Ras protein signal transduction. Bases 198 to 851 code for a protein of 217 amino acids. Gene Ontology annotation, molecular function: GTP binding; calmodulin binding; GTPase activity.